UGUUUGCUUCUCCUUUUGAGAUGAUUCUGGUUUGGGUUGUACAGAGUCAGUUGUCUUUGAUUUCACUCCAUUUCAAAUGGGUUUUCUUCUAUUUCUAUUUUCUACAUUCUUUCAUGCAACCCAUACGGAUUUGAGAGUUGAUGCCUGUUAGUAUUUUUACAUGGGUUUAUGAGUUUAUAGAUUUGAUAUCAGCUUAAAAGGGUCUUGGGUUUUGUUGUGGUUUACACGGAGAGUGGAUUUUGGGCUUUGUCUUUUGUUUUCAGCUUGAUUGUGUGCAGAAUUUCAUGUGGGGUUUCGCGAUUUCAAUUUGUAUGAACACAGCAUGACGUUGGCCUCUACAUUUUAGGCAUAAAUCUCUAUGAAUAUCUCUGAGUUGAUUCUGAUAUGUUGUUCCCCAGAUUUCAAUUCCGCUUCACGUUUUUGGAACCAUUUUGUUGGUUUUCAAACUUCAACGGUAAAAAGAAAAUAUAUAUAAUUAUAUAUAGGGUUUGGAACUUGAAACUUUAAACAGCACACAAGAGGGUCUUGGUGGUGUGAAUCUUUGAUCUUUUUAAGCUUUAAAAAAGAAAACAAAGAAACAGAGAAAUCAGAGAGGGAAAGAUAAAGAAAUAGGGAGGGGGUGAGGGUGGAGUCAGAUUUGUGCUUGUGGGUGUCUCUGGUUUGAGUAUUAUUUAGUGAUGAGAGUCUGUUGGCUAUGUCUCCUUGGCUGACUGGGUGCACCCGGGGUCCGUGGGCGCUGCCGUCGACCAAGGAAACAAUCACUUCUCUGGCUCUCUUGUUAUUUAAGAGAACCCCUGCUUAAAAAAUUGCACUACCCCAUUUGCUCUCUCUCUCUUUCACACAGACUCUUUACCUCCAUUCUGGUCAAGAUUCGGUCAUAGUUGUGGCAUAUAUCCUCUCUUUGAUCCCUUUUUCUUCCCUUGAAACUGUGAAAGUUGGGCACAUUCGGAAAUCUGGUCCCCACACCUGGGGGAUUCCUUUACGUCUCUCUGAAAUCAUUUCUCCAUUCAGGCAAACUUGGAUCAUCAGGAGUGUGCCAUGGCAACCAUGAGAUAUCUGAUUUUGCAGUGAUUAUUUGAGUCUUGGGGACACCUGGUUUGAAGUAUUGGAGGAGAAUCAUAAGUGGAUCCGCUGCUUGCCAAGAUGAAGUUUAUGAAGCUUGGAUCAAAGCCAGAUUCCUUUCAGACUGAUGGAAACAGUGUUAGGUAUGUGGCAUCAGAGUUGGCAACUGACAUUGUGGUUAAUGUAGGGGAGGUGAAGUUUUAUCUGCAUAAGUUUCCAUUACUGUCCAAGAGUGAGUGCUUGCAAAAAUUGGUUGCAGCCACAAAUGACGGAAACAGUGAUGAAGUCCACAUUCCUGAUAUUCCUGGCGGGCCCUCUGCCUUUGAGAUAUGUGCCAAGUUCUGUUAUGGUAUGACUGUCACCCUCAAUGCUUAUAAUGUUGUUGCAGCUCGUUGCGCAGCUGAGUAUCUAGGGAUGCAUGAGACUAUUGAGAAAGGGAACCUCAUCUACAAAAUUGAAGUUUUCCUUAACUCUAGCAUUUUUCGUAGCUGGAAGGAUUCUAUCAUUGUUCUUCAAACCACAAAGUCUCUUUUACCGUUGUCCGAGGACCUCAAGGUGAUCAGCCACUGCAUUGACUCUAUAGCUUCCAAAGCUUCCAUUGAUGUUUCCAGGGUGGAUUGGUCCUAUACCUAUAAUCGGAAGAAGCUCCCAGAGGAAAAUGGUACUGAUCCAAAAUGGAAUGGUGUUGGAAACCGUCCAGUGGUUCCAAAGGACUGGUGGGUUGAGGACCUUUGUGAGCUUGAAAUUGAUUUGUACAAGCGUGUUAUAAUGAGUAUCAAAACACAAGCAGUGAUUUCUCAUGAAGUGAUUGGAGAAGCAUUGAAAGCAUUUGCUCUCAAAAGGCUGCCAGGUUUCUCCAAGGGCAUGAUCCCAAAUGGAGAUACGGCCAAGUUUAGAUCAACAGUAGAUACAAUUGUGUGGCUUUUACCUGCAGAUAAAUGCAGUGUCUCCUGUAGUUUCUUGCUCAAGUUGUUAAAAGCUGCCAUUUUUAUGGAUUCAGGAGAGAGAGCAAAGAGAGAGCUGGUGAGGAGAAUAGGGCAGCAACUGGAGGAAGCCUCUGUGAAUGAUCUCCUGAUAAGAGCACCAGAAGGGGAAACUGCAAGGUAUGAUGUUGAUACAGUACAGCAAAUAGUAGAGGAGUUUCUGAUGCAAGAGCAGGAUGCUGAGAUUGAAUCAACAGCUGCCCAUGAGCUUCAGGAAGUAAGAAGGCCAGGGAUUUUAUCGGAUGCUUCCAAACUGAUGGUGGCAAAGCUGGUGGAUGGGUACCUUGCUGAAAUUGCCAAGGACCCAAAUCUACCUCUGUCAAAGUUUGUUGUAGCAGAGCUGGUCUCUGGUUUCUCUCGACCAGCUCAUGACGGUCUAUACCGAGCCAUUGACAUGUAUCUCAAGGAGCACCCUGGGAUCAGCAAGAGUGAAAGGAAGAGAAUUUGCAGGCUGAUGGACUGCAAGAAGCUAUCAGUUGAUGCAUGCAUGCAUGCAGUGCAGAAUGAGAGACUCCCCUUGCGGGUAGUUGUGCAGGUACUCUUUUUUGAGCAGGUCCGGGCCACCGCUACAUCAGGCAGCAGCACCCCUGACCUACCUAAAGGCAUCAAGGAUCUAAACAGUGCAUCCCACGGCAGCUCAAGGUCAGUAACAACCAACACAGAAGAAGACUGGGAUGCUGUGGCCACUCUGGAGGAGCUCAAGGCCCUCAAGGGGGAGCUAGCUUCCUUAAGGUUGGGCAAUGGAGUGGGAGCAAGUGAUCGUAACGGUGGAGACAGUAAAGGCAGCAUCGACAAGGCUGCCAUUAACAAAAUGAAAGGAUUGCUCAUGUCAAAGAAGAUCUUCACCAAACUCUGGUCAAGCAAAUCGGGACAAGGUGAGAAUAGCGGAUCAGAUUCAUCAGGGAGCUCUGGUUCUGCCAACCCAGAAGAAGCCAAAUCCACACCCUCCAGAAACAGGAGGCAUUCAGUCUCCUGAUACUACAAACGAAUUAUAUAGAACGGUUUUACUGGGUUUUUUUUUUCCUUCUCUUUUGGGGUUUAUGUUAGACUUAAAGCAAAAAUGAAGCAUAUAAUAGAUCGGAAGAAGAGCUUGGAAUUGAUUUUGCAGGGUAAGUGGUUUAGGCAACUAGUGGUUGUUGAAUGUUUUACAACUAAAUAUGAGUUUGAUGUAUGGUCCCUAGUCAUUGUAAACAGCAAUUGAGCUCUAUCAUUUCCAUUAUGGCAACUAGUAAAUUUGUAUUAUGUUUUUGUUCUUAGCCA
Messenger RNA from Vitis riparia (riverbank grape), 3305 nucleotides. RefSeq names its product BTB/POZ domain-containing protein NPY2. NCBI's taxonomy places the organism in Eukaryota, Viridiplantae, Streptophyta, Magnoliopsida, Vitales, Vitaceae. Gene Ontology annotation, molecular function: protein binding. The record is from RefSeq and is a predicted model, not a curated record.